AUGUCGAUGGUCUCCAACCUAUCAGCCCCAAAUGAACAAGCAGCGGGCGACCUCACUGGCUCCGCUGUCGCUUCCCGCCAGUCCAUGCCCAAAACUUCAACCACAAAACUCAAAAGGAGCAUCCUCCCCAGACAAGGAAUCGUCGGCCAGUACCUCCAUGCCGCCAAGGCAUCCGAGCCUGCCAUAUAA
Penicillium waksmanii is the source of this 189-nucleotide messenger RNA. RefSeq lists its product as uncharacterized. The transcript is spliced from 2 exons. The record is from RefSeq and is a predicted model, not a curated record. NCBI's taxonomy places the organism in Eukaryota, Fungi, Ascomycota, Eurotiomycetes, Eurotiales, Aspergillaceae. The coding region runs from base 1 to 189 and encodes 62 amino acids.